Molecule: messenger RNA, 2056 nt
Organism: Solenopsis invicta (red fire ant)
Lineage: Eukaryota; Metazoa; Arthropoda; Insecta; Hymenoptera; Formicidae
Product: poly(A)-specific ribonuclease PARN
Exons: 12
Coding region: 135-1850 (571 amino acids)
Biological process (GO): nuclear-transcribed mRNA poly(A) tail shortening
Cellular component (GO): cytoplasm; nucleus
Molecular function (GO): RNA binding; poly(A)-specific ribonuclease activity; metal ion binding
Source: RefSeq, a predicted model, not a curated record
UCUCUCUCGAGCUCUUCAUCUUCGUUCCUCCUCCUCCUUCUUCUCCUAGUGACCCACUCUGUUAUUACGCGUGUAUAUGUACACUGAUGAACUGACUGUGCUGAUCCCCGCGUGAACGACGCGAGGAAAAAACGAUGGAAGUGACGAACUCGAACUUUCAGGAGGUGCUGUGCGAGCUGGAGAGUGUCUUGAAGAAUGCCACUUUCCUCAGUAUCGACGGCGAAUUCACCGGUCUUAACUCUGGUCCGGAAGCAGGCCCCUUUGACACGCCGGCCCAGUAUUAUGGCAAGCUACGAGCAGGAUCAAUGGAUUUUCUCCUUGUACAGUUUGGUCUGUCCGUCUUCACAUAUGAUUCGGAAACCAACAAAUAUUCUCAGCGUUCUUAUAAUUUCUAUGUGUUUCCCAAACCGAUGAAUCGCCAGGCGCCAGACAGCAGGUUUAUGUGUCAGGCGUCGUCUAUAGUGUUUUUGGCAAAUCAAGACUUUGACUUCAACAAACUGUUCAAGCAUGGUAUACCGUAUCUCUGCGCGAGCGAUGAGGAGAAGCUUGUCAAGCGUAUGGAGGAGAAACAGAAACUUAAAGAGGAGAACAACCAAGACAUAAUUCCAAUAUCGGAUAACGACAGGCCUCAAAUAGAAGAAAUAUGUUCUAGAAUAGAGAAUUUUCUUGCCUCAGAUGCAAAAGAGUUGACGAUAGACAGAUGUAACGGUUUUAUGAGAAGAUUGGUAUAUCAAGAGGCACGAGCCAGAUGGCCCAACAAAGUGAGAAUUGAAACUAAAAUUGAGAAUACCUGGCAGUGUCUUUUGGUGCAGAGAGCAGGUACCAAGGAGGAAGAGGAGGGAAAAGACAAUGAGAAACGUGAAAAGGAAAAAUUGGAGGUUAAGCAGGCUGUAGGACUCAGCAGCUUGUUGAAGAAGAUAGUAGAAUCUGAAAAGAUAAUAGUAGGACAUAAUAUGUUGUUAGAUCUGUGUCAUAUCAUACAUCAGUUUUUUACACCUUUACCAAGUGAUUAUUCAGAAUUCAAGAGUUUGAUUCAUGGCUUGUUUCCUAAUUUAUUGGAUACAAAAGUCAUUUGUCAAUCGCAUCAAUUUAAAGAGCUUGUGUCAUCGUCGAAUUUGAACUUCUUAUUGGAAACUUUGAGCAAACCUCCUUUCUCGAUUCCCGAAAUCGAAUCUGUGGAAGGACGCAGUUAUUCUGUAUCAACAGAAAAAUCACAUGAAGCAGGAUAUGAUGCGUACAUCACUGGAUUAUGCUUUAUUGCAAUGUCCAAUUAUCUUGGCUCUGAAAAUGCCACAGUUUUAGCAAACUCACCGUUGCUCAAUUCUUUUCUCAACAAAUUACCUAUAGCAAGACUGAAGGAUUUUCCAUACAUAAAUUUGGUAGGAAAGGAUCCAAAUCCUAGCAGAGAACACGUAUUUCACUUAACAUUCCCCAAAGAGUGGAAACACUCGGAUAUAAGUCAACUCUUUAGUCCAUUUGGAGGCGGAUUCAUUUCGUGGUUAUCCGAUACAUCCGCGUACGUAGGUUUGUAUCGUCGCGAUCAGGCAAACGCCGUAAUGACGAACUUGUCCAAAGGGAAAUUUUAUAAUAUACAGAAAUAUGCAAAUCAUCAAGCUACCUUGCAGGCCAACGUCUCGUCUGAAGAACGCAAACGGAAGUUGUCAUCGUCACAGAACGUGGAUGUGAAGGAUGACGAGAAGUCGACGGCCAGGAACGGCGUGAAGGCACCGAAGGACAACGACGACUGGCAAGUUGCCACGGGUAAGAAGCGCAAGAAACGCAAGGAGCAACAAGCGACUACCGUCGCCGAAGACAAGAAAGCUUUCGAGGAAAACGACGCUUGGGAGUAACUGCGGUGUUCCGGGGAAACGUCACGUCGAGCGGCACGAAAUGAUAUGCAGCGAGAUGCAUACGAAAAAAAAUGCAGUACCUAAAGAUACUGAAUGAAAAAAAAAAAUACUUUAAUUUCAUUGACCUUCACUUCUAACCAUUAGACGAAUGUCAGCAUCGUAUGUAACAAAGAAAUAUAUAUUUAAAAGUAUGUUUACACCUUUAA